CAGAGGCGCCAUGUCAUCGAAGAAGCUUAACGACGACCGCUGCAAUAGAAACGAUUAGAUUAACGGCUUGCCCAGCUUUCAUUUGUCUUUCAUCUAACUUUUCUUUCCAGUAUUAUCUAUUUCUUAAAACGUCAUCCACGGCUGGCUUAGGUGGCUGGCCACAAGCGCUAUCGAUUUGAUUUAGAUUGUUCGAAGCCACAAGGCUAUCAUGGAUUUUUAAGCAGGUAUGCGGCAGAACUAAUGCACAGGCAUGCAUCGCGCAAGGCAAAACCCUCUCCGAGACUCCAUCCUCUCGACUGCACAGCAGUUGGGCUCGAAUACCGUCCGCGGUAUACCCGUGAGCCAACCUGUGCCGCUCCUCCUUGACCGAAGGAAGCUACUAUUAACCAGCUAGUCUGCCUACCCAGCGGCCUGUUAGAUUUAUCUGUAAGCGCUCCAUCCAUUAAUCUGAACGUCGUCCUCUAAAACCGAGUGAAAAAAUGAAGCCUCAGGACGUGAUGACCGUGAAGACCAGCCUCUGGAUCUUCGGGUACGGGUCGCUGGUGUGGAAGCCCGACUUCAAAUACAAGAGGAGCAUGGUCGGGCAUAUUCAAGGCUACAAGAGACGCUUCUGGCACGGCGAUAACUUUCACCGUGGAAAUGACGAGUUGCCCGGAAGAGUGGUGACGCUGAUGGAGGAUGAUGACGCGAGCACUUGGGGCGUGGCCUUCGAGGUGACCGGCGCCCAGGUGGAGGAGUCACUCAAGUACCUGAACCUGCGCGAGGCUGUUCGCGGCGGCUACGCUACCAAGUCAGUGGACUUCUACCCCGAGGGCGGGGUGGACCAGACGCCCGUGACGGCGCUGGUGUACAUCGCCACCGAGGACAACCCCCUGUACCUGGGGCCCGCCAGCCCGGAGGUGAUCGGGGCUCAGAUCGCCAUGAGCUUCGGCAAGACCGGCCACAACCUGGAGUACCUCCUGCGCCUGGCCGAGUUCAUGAGGCAGAGCUGCCCACACGUAGACGACCCCCACCUGUUUGCCAUCGAGGCGGCGGCGCUGGCGUUCGUGCCCUACCUGUUGGCGGCCCAAUAGCUUGUACCCUGACCCCCCCCCCCUCCCUCCUCCCCUCUCUGUACUGUUAACUUUUUAGUAAAAAGUAGAUAGACAACAUUAGACACAUCAAGGCGUUUCAUCUGUCAUAUCUUUAUAAUUAUGUCAUGGUGGAUGACUGUAUCGUUGUAUUCCUGUUGUGUUGGUGAGGUCUGUAACGCUAGUACCCCCCCCCCCCCCCCCCCCCCCCCAGGGAGUGUACUACAUGUGAUCAAAUGUGGAAGGAAAGUCUUUUUUUUUUUUACAGCCAGCCAUUCAUUUACUGUAACUGUAUUCCCAAGCCUGUGAGCAACUGUAAACCACAUUGUUGUGCUCUAU
Molecule: messenger RNA, 1409 nt
Organism: Gadus chalcogrammus (walleye pollock)
Lineage: Eukaryota; Metazoa; Chordata; Actinopteri; Gadiformes; Gadidae
Gene: chac1
Product: ChaC, cation transport regulator homolog 1 (E. coli)
Exons: 3
Coding region: 480-1073 (197 amino acids)
Biological process (GO): glutathione catabolic process
Cellular component (GO): cytoplasm
Molecular function (GO): glutathione specific gamma-glutamylcyclotransferase activity; gamma-glutamylcyclotransferase activity
Source: RefSeq, a predicted model, not a curated record